This is a messenger RNA of Mytilus californianus (California mussel), 2595 nucleotides long. RefSeq names its product lipoamide acyltransferase component of branched-chain alpha-keto acid dehydrogenase complex, mitochondrial-like. The transcript is spliced from 11 exons. Bases 52 to 1533 code for a protein of 493 amino acids. Gene Ontology annotation, cellular component: mitochondrion; cytoplasm. NCBI's taxonomy places the organism in Eukaryota, Metazoa, Mollusca, Bivalvia, Mytilida, Mytilidae. Gene Ontology annotation, molecular function: acetyltransferase activity; lipoic acid binding. The record is from RefSeq and is a predicted model, not a curated record.
GUCGAUGACGUCCUACUCUCUGUUUACAAACAACCAAAGAAUCAGUUUAAGAUGGCAUCGGCCUUGCGAAGGUUGAAAUGGGAAAAGUUUAGGUUUCUUAAUAAUUUGUCAAAAAGAAAGAGCAGUUGCAAACAAAAUCAUACAAGGACAAUUUGUCAAAGAAAAACAAAUCAGUAUGUCUGUCACAGUCAGCUAGUACUCUGCAGGACUUUUCAUUGGUCUCCAGUUUGUCAUGAAUUAGUACAGUUUAAACUUGCUGAUAUAGGUGAAGGAAUAAGGGAAGUACAGCUGAAAGAAUGGUUUGUAAAAGUUGGUGACCAUGUGAGUCAGUUUGACAGUAUCUGUGAAGUACAAAGUGAUAAAGCUACAGUGACAAUCACCAGCCGAUAUAAAGGCAUAAUCUCUAAACUCUAUUAUGAUGUGGAUGAUAUCGCAUUAGUUAGUACACCAUUGGUUGAUAUUGAAACAGAUGCUGAUUCACCAGGUACAACACAGAGUGGUUCAUCAUCAUCAUCAUCAGAAGUGUCAAGCUCAUCAGAUGAUGAACAUUCUAUGCAGAGGAUACGCGGACGGAAGGUUUUGGCAACACCUGCAGUCCGCAGACUUGCCAUGGAAAAUAAGAUCAAGUUAAGUGAUGUUGAAGCAACAGGAAAAGAUGGUAGAAUACUGAAAGAUGAUAUCCUAAAAUACAUUGAGGACCCUUCUGUUGGAAAACAAGCAAAAGCCAGUGCUCCAUUAGCUACACCACCAGCAGUCACUGUUGAACCCUCCAAACCUACUCCAGUUGUAUCAACAACACCUAUACAACCACGAAUCACCUUACCUGUGGGUAAGGAUCACACAGAAAAGAUAAAAGGAAUGAGAAAAGCAAUGGUAAAAACCAUGACUGAGGCCAAUAACAUUCCCACUUUUGGAUAUGAUGAUGAAUUUGAUAUGAGUGCACUUGUUGACUUGAGGUCAAAGGUCAAAGCUAUUACUGAUGAAAAAGGUGUCAAGUUUUCUUACAUGCCUAUUAUAAUGAAGGCAGUCUCAAUGGCUUUAACAGAAUUCCCAAUGUUGAAUGCUAGUGUAGAUAAAACAUGUGAGAACAUAACAUACAAGGCAGUACAUAAUAUAGGAAUUGCCAUGGAUACACAAGAUGGACUAAUAGUGCCAAAUGUUAAAAAUGUCCAAUCAUUAAGUAUAUUUGAACUUGCAACAGAACUGAACAGGCUUCAGUCUUUGGGAUUAGCUGGAAAGUUAGGGACUUCAGAUUUGAGUGGUGGAACCUUCUCCUUGUCAAAUAUUGGAGCGAUAGGAGGAACAUAUGCUAGACCAGUUAUAUUACCUCCAGAAGUAUCAAUUGGAGCAUUAGGAAAAAUACAGACAUUACCAAGAUAUGAUAACCAUGGAAAUGUAGUAAAGAAACAUAUAAUGUGUGUUAGCUGGUCAGCUGAUCAUCGAGUCAUCGAAGGUGCCUACAUGGCACGUUUCUCUAACUUACUCAAAUCAUUCUUAGAAAAUCCAGGAUUGAUUAUGUUAUAUCUAAGAUGAAAAUCAUGUGAUAGAUACAUUUACAGGUAUAUUGACCUUGAAUCUUAUCGUAACUGGUAAGGUCAGAAUGAAAUGGUCUUGCCUAUUGUAAUAAUGGUUCAGAUUUAUAAAAGUGUGGUCUUUCAGGGAUUGACAGGAGCAUGCUUGAUUGUGUUUUUUAUCAUAAAUUUCGUUAUUUGAUUCCAGUCAACAGGAUGAAUUAAUCAGGCCUCUGUCUUUUGAAAAGUGCAAAUGGCCUGAAGUUAAGUUUUAGCUUCAUAUUUCUAUAUAACAAAAAAUCCAAAUUGUCCACCAGCCUGAAAGAGAAGGUCAAGGGAAGUUGUUACCUUACUUUGACUUUUAUUGUGCUCUAAGGCUGUAUGUAUAAACCUUUAAGUUAUUUAUGCAUUCUUUAUUUUUUGCUGUUUCAUGGAUAGUUGUCGCAUUGGUAAUCAUACCACAUCUCCUUAUUUCUAUAUUGUAUUGAAGACUGGAAUUAAUAUAUACAGAGUGAUGUAAUAUAUCUGUGGGUUCUGGAGUAUGCUUAUACUUUUCAGAAAAUAACAGAUCCUAGUCAUAUUUGCAUUUAUAUUUUGAAAUAUGCUAUUAUAUAAAAUAUGUUAAUACAAUGCAGUCUUAUUUUUGAAAAACAAUAUACAGCUAAAAUUGUACUUGUACUAAGAUUGAGUAAGUAAGCAUUCUUCUUAAAAAAAUAAUUUAAGUUGAUUCAAGAUUAAUACAAUAAGUAAGAUACACAUUUAAUGCUUACAGAAAAAAAAAUUAUGUUUAUCUUUUAUUAGUUGCUUAUCAGUACAAAAAUGACUCUAAAUAAUCAAUAUAUUUUUGAAAAUUUAUGAUCUAGUUCUAGAAGUGCCAUAAACACUUUCUGUUCUAAAAGAUGAUAGACUAUAUGUAAACCAUUACAAAACAAGACAGAACAAAGAGUGUAUUAAUCAGUUGUACAGUAUCAUAUCACUUUCCUAUUGAAUGAAACAGAAACAAUAUGAGAGGGCAUUUUGUAUUGUAGAGUUCGAGUGAUAUAUGUAUUUGAAUCUCAGAAUAAAAUUAAAAAAGAAAACUAUA